UCGAGAGGAGCACAGAGUGAAAACCACAACUUUCCUGGCUUCAUUAAUCAGCCUAAAACUCUGAAAGACAUCAUGCUUGUCAAAUUUAUCUGCGCUGUGGUCACCAGAGCGUUGUUUAUUUUAGUGUCUCUUAUUGGUGUAUGGAGGGUGACAUGGGUUAAAAAUAAUAAUUUAUACUGGUUUCUGACUAUCCUCUAUCUACCUCUCGUGGCUGAAAUGAUUUUAACUCUGAGAAGAAGAAAAGGGAAGGAUUACAAAUGGUUUUCUCCAGCGAUAUUGUUUUUCCUCGUCAGCAUUAUACCAACCAUAUGGAUCCUUGAGUUGCACCAUCAGAAAAACAAAUCAAGUAAUACUAAGUGUACUAACCUGGAUUCAUCUGAAAGCAUCCAAGCAUUUCUUGAUAAAUUGAGAAAUUCAACCAAUGGAAACGUGAGUGAAAAGGACCCUCUGAGGUUUUUGUCAGCGGUGUGUGCCAAUGACUGGAUCCUGGCCCUUCAGCAAAUCGUCCUGAUCCUGCUGAUAGUGGGGAAGUGGCUGCUACCGAUCGCUGGAGGGGUCACCAGAGAUGAAAUAUCGCAGUUGUUACUCAUCUUUGUAGGCACAGCUGCUGAUAUCCUCGAGUUCAUCAGUGAGACGCUCGCCGAUGUGGAGGCGGAAAGUACACAGUUUGUGUGCGUUAUUCUUGCGGUCUGGACAUUGAGCAUGCUCCAGUUUCCUCUGCAUUUCUCAGUGGUGAACACCAAACCUGAGGAUUUCUGUGAAAGCCAGGAUGACUCUCUCAUUGCCAAGUUCAGGACAGAUAUAUGGGACAUUGCGGGAACCAUUUUUCUUCAAGAUGGCCCCUUUUUUGUUGUCCGACUUGCAGUUAUGAUUUCUUUCUCUGAGUUUCAUCAAAUGCUGGUCUUCUUUACCAUUAAGAACUUUCUAGUAGUGUUGAUUAGCAUCUACAGGCUGUGGGCCAUUUGGAUAGAUAACAAACCUUGACAUGUUCAAACAGGAUCUUGUUCAGUCAGUCAGCUGCAGUGAUGAUUUGCUGACAUGAACAUUAUUUUGAGAACUGGCACUGUGCUAGUCACAGUGAAAAGUCUGAUUGUGUUAAUCAUUUUGAUUCAUUGUAACAGGACAGCUUAUUAAAUAAUGUAUGCAUGUACAAUAUGUUAUAUCAUUAAUAGUGCUGGGCAACGAAUAACCGCGAUUAAUCACAACCAAAAUAAAGGUUUUUGU
This is a messenger RNA of Carassius carassius (crucian carp), 1224 nucleotides long. RefSeq names its product transmembrane protein 26b (gene tmem26b). Lineage: Eukaryota; Metazoa; Chordata; Actinopteri; Cypriniformes; Cyprinidae. The coding region runs from base 73 to 984 and encodes 303 amino acids. The transcript is spliced from 6 exons. The record is from RefSeq and is a predicted model, not a curated record.